Molecule: messenger RNA, 2112 nt
Organism: Uncinocarpus reesii 1704
Lineage: Eukaryota; Fungi; Ascomycota; Eurotiomycetes; Onygenales; Onygenaceae
Product: glutamine-fructose-6-phosphate transaminase (isomerizing)
Exons: 5
Coding region: 1-2112 (703 amino acids)
Biological process (GO): UDP-N-acetylglucosamine metabolic process; fructose 6-phosphate metabolic process; protein N-linked glycosylation
Molecular function (GO): carbohydrate derivative binding; L-glutamine:D-fructose-6-phosphate transaminase (isomerizing) activity
Source: RefSeq, a predicted model, not a curated record
AUGAUUUCAGCUGCUAAUCAAUGGCCAUGUAGCGGCAUUUUCGGUUACAUCAACUAUCUUGUUGAAAAGGAUCGCGCCUAUAUUAUCCAAACCUUGCUCAACGGUUUAUCCCGAUUGGAAUAUCGCGGUUAUGAUUCCGCUGGUCUUGCCAUUGAUGGAGACAAAAAAAAUGAAGUGUUCGCCUUCAAAGAAGUUGGAAAGGUAGCCAAGCUUCGCGAGUUGAUUGCAAGUGCGGAUCCCGACCUUUCUCAGGUUUUCGACUCCCAUGCUGGUAUCGCUCACACUAGAUGGGCCACACAUGGACCACCAUCCCGGCUUAAUUGCCACCCUCACAGGUCAGACCCAACCUGGGAAUUCUCCGUUGUCCACAAUGGUAUCAUCACGAACUAUAAGGAACUGAAGGCUCUUCUUGAAAGUAAAGGCUUCCGGUUCGAAACCGACACAGACACCGAAUGCAUCGCCAAACUCGCCAAGUACUUAUAUGACCUUCACCCAGAUAUCGAUUUUACCGUGUUGGCCAAGGCGGUAAUCAAAGAGCUUCAGGGUGCCUUUGGUCUUUUACUGAAAUCGGUACACUACCCGCACGAAGUUAUUGCCGCGCGUAAGGGCUCUCCUCUGGUCAUUGGUGUCCGUACAUCGAAGAAGAUGAGGGUUGACUUUGUGGAUGUCGAGUUUUCGGAAGAGGGACCCCUUCCGGCUGAAGAAGCGUCGCAGAAUCUUGCCCUCAAAAAGUCAGCCGCAGCUUUGUUAGCUCCACCGGACAAGUCACUUUUGCACCGAUCCCAAUCUCGUGCAUUCCUGUCUGAUGAUGGCGUUCCUCAGCCUUCUGAAUUCUUUCUUUCUUCCGACCCCUCCGCGAUCGUCGAACACACCAAAAAGGUCCUAUACCUGGAAGACGAUGACAUCGCCCAUAUCCAUGACGGUCAAUUAAACAUUCAUCGUUUGACAAAGAACGACGGGACUUCAAAUGUCCGUGCUAUUCAAACUAUCGAAUUGGAGCUGCAAGAAAUCAUGAAAGGCAAAUUCGAUCAUUUUAUGCAAAAGGAAAUAUUUGAGCAACCCGAGUCCGUUGUCAACACAAUGCGUGGGCGCUUGGACGUUGCGAACAAGAAAGUUACCUUGGGUGGGCUUCGUCAGUACAUCUCAACCAUCCGCCGUUGUAGACGCAUUAUUUUUAUCGCUUGCGGAACCAGUUACCACUCGUGCAUGGCCGUGCGCGGUGUGUUUGAGGAGCUCACUGAAAUACCCAUUUCUGUAGAGCUAGCAUCAGAUUUCUUAGACAGGCAGGCGCCCGUCUUCCGCGAUGACACUUGUGUUUUCGUGUCUCAGUCAGGUGAAACCGCCGAUUCUCUUAUGGCUCUGAGAUACUGCCUUGAGCGAGGUGCCCUGACAGUGGGCAUUGUCAAUGUUGUUGGCUCGUCUAUCUCCCUACUCACUCACUGCGGCGUUCAUAUCAAUGCCGGCCCUGAAAUUGGAGUUGCUUCAACUAAAGCAUACACGUCACAAUUUGUUGCCAUGGUGAUGUUCGCUUUAUCGCUCAGUGAAGACCGUGUCUCCAAGCAGAAAAGACGCGAGGAGAUCAUGGAAGGCCUUUCAAAGGUGUCUGACCAGUUCAGAGAAAUCCUCAAACUUAAUGAGCCCAUUAAAGAAAUGUGUGCCAAGUUCUUCAAAAACCAGAAGAGUUUGCUACUCUUAGGACGGGGUAGCCAAUUUUCUACUGCAUUGGAAGGAGCCCUUAAAAUCAAGGAGAUCUCUUACCUUCAUUGCGAAGCGGUAAUGUCCGGGGAGCUCAAACACGGCGUGCUAGCACUGGUUGAUGAAAAUCUGCCUAUCAUCAUGAUUCUGACCCGGGAUAAAAUCUUUGCCAAGUCUUUGAAUGCUUAUCAGCAAGUAAUCGCUCGCGGUGGUCGGCCGAUUGUUAUUUGCAAUACAGACGAAGAUGAGUUCCCGGCAUCAAGGGUGGAGAGGAUCGAAAUUCCCCAAACUGUGGAUUGCCUCCAGGGACUUCUCAAUGUGAUUCCUCUCCAACUCAUUGCGUACUGGCUUGCGGUCGCUGAAGGGCUAAAUGUCGAUUUCCCCCGAAAUCUGGCCAAAUCAGUUACCGUUGAGUAA